Messenger RNA from Myotis daubentonii (Daubenton's bat), 7470 nucleotides. RefSeq names its product transmembrane and coiled-coil domains 2 (gene TMCO2). The record is from RefSeq and is a predicted model, not a curated record. Gene Ontology annotation, cellular component: nucleus. NCBI's taxonomy places the organism in Eukaryota, Metazoa, Chordata, Mammalia, Chiroptera, Vespertilionidae.
AUAUAAAAGGAAUGGGUUUCUGGGAAGAAGGUGGAAAACCAAGAUGAGUUUGGUCUUUGGAUGUGUUGAGUUUCAGUGUACUGUGGGACAUCUGUAAUGACAAGGAAAGCGAUGUGUUCUUAUAAAUGGAAUAGCUUUAUUCUCUGUUCCUCAUGAAAUUUUCAACCACUUUUAUUAGCUAGCAAUGAAAUGACUCAAACAUUCCUAACAUCCCUUUAUUAUGCUGUGGUUAGUAUUUCUCUGACCCUUAAACCUUGUUGCCUUGUUUUGUCAGCUCUUAGGGCAUUUCAUUUUGCCACCUUCUCACCCUAUGUCUAAAGCACCCCCUGUACCCAAGUUGUUGCUUGGCUCAGAUCACAGCAACAGGAUUAUCAAAAAUUUGUUGAAAGAAAAAGUGGCAGGAACUGGCACAUCUUAGAGGCUGAGGCCACUGCUGACUCCUUGAGAUCUUGAGCUAAGCUCUUCUGUGGGCUUCAGUUUCCUCACUUACAAAGUAAGGAGAUACAGAUGAUUGUGGAGAGUGGCUACCGUGUUUGGACAGGUUCAAGCCUCGGACUAAUGAGAGGGCACAGUCCUCUCGUGGCCACGUGCAAGUCCCAGCUUGGAGGGCAGAGCCCUCCCAGCACAAUUAUAACCAACAACUAUAGUGGUAAGCUUGAACCUAUGGUCCGAACAUGUGGCCCACGUGUCUGAGUAAUAUGGGCUUGAUAGCGUUCAGGUGCAUGUAGUUGAGUAGGAUCGAAACCUUCUUGACCACACCCUUACUUUGCCUCAUGGAAUCUGGCUAUAAAUAAAGACACCCAUGGCGCUGUCACUAGCUCUCCAUCAGAGAGGACAGUGUCCCACCCAAACCCAGCUUUUAUUCUCUUGUCUGUCUUUUCUCAAUCCUUCACUGCCCCCUCUCAGGGUCACCGAACCUGGCUGAGCUGGCACGGCACAUAAGGUGCCCAAUGGGCUGGCUGAGUGUGCCAUGGGAAACAACUGGUGGCCAUAUUUUAAAAAUUCCUCAUGCUAGAGAUUUUUAACCAGGAACAAGAGAAAACUGCUAAUUUGCUUAAGACUAAACUAUAUUUAUUCAGCCACACCUAAAUCCCACCCACUGGAAGGACCAAGUGAGUCCCCUUGCAAUGGAACCAAACCCUAAUUUUGAGAAUCCAAUUAAAAAUUUGCUUCAAGUACUUAGGAUCAAAUGGUUGAUCCUAACAUUUCCUAUUCUAGUUGGAGCAGCUUGCUUCCCUUGAUUUUUAUUGAAAACAGUGUUUUGUAUUAGAAGCAGCAUGUGUGACUAUAUGAGAAUACAGAAAGCCAAAGGGUUAUAUGUGUAGCUUUUAGGUACCAUUAUUUUUCUUGAUGUCUCUGGGACUUAUUCCAGAGUUGGAAAUAUUGACUUUGUUUUCAAAGCCGUUUUCAAUAUAAAAAUGAUGGGUAGAAAUAGAGGGUGCCAAGUACUUUCAUUCUUCUUAUCCAGACUUCUCUUGCUUCAGUGUCUUCCCAUGUUCAUGACACCUGUAUGGUGUUAAAGAGAGGGUGGAAAACAAUGGGAAGAAAGUUUCUGAUUAGCUUUCCUAGGGAUUCCAUCCCCAAUGUAUCCUUUCUCAGUCCCAGAUUGCCUACUUCAGAGUUGCACUGCCAAAGACAUAGUCUUAGAGGACAGAUUUAGUCAUUAACCAAAUAUUUAAGUACACACUUAUUUAAAGAUAGUUUCAGAUGCUUUGGAUGUAAAAAUACCAAAGUAAGUUCAUCAAGGCAUCUGCUGUUGUGGAAGUUCAAUGUGAAGGCUGGGGUAGCUUAAACACUUAAAGUGGCAGUAGGCCAGCAGCAUGGGCAUCACCGAGGAGCUUGUUAGAAAUGUAGGAUGUCCAAAAUGUCUGGAUCAAAUCUGCAUUUUAACAAGGUCUUCAGAUUAUUCAUAGGCACAGAAAAGUCCUAGGAGCAAUGGGCUAGAGUACAAAGUGGGAUGUUCUAUGAGAAUUCAGGAUAAUUAACACUUUUUUUUUUAGCACUUGACAUAAAAUUACCUUGUUGAAUGUUUGUAACUCCAUGAAGUUGGUACUGUUAUUCUUAUUUGAUAGGCAAAAGCUUUUAGAGUUGAAGGGUCUUGCCUAGCCAAUAAAAACUAGAAAGUGGAACCUAGUUUCCAAUCUCUUCUGAUUGGAUGAAUAUCAGAGAGGGGUACUUGCAUGCAGGAAGUAAAAUGUAAAGUUGCAGGUGGUAAAGUACCCAAAAUACCAAAGUUCUCAGUGUAUUGUUUGGGAAAGUGAAUAGUGGGAAAUAAAGUUUGAAGUGUAAGUAAAAGCCAGGUUCUGCAACUCCCAACUCCAGCCAUAUGUCCAGUAUUGACAUUUCCUCAUGUGAGGGAAGAGAUGGAAAACUCGUGCGUAUUAUUUCUGUAACAUGUAACCUGUGAAAAGGACAACUUAAAGAAUCUAAAAGUCAGAAAACUUGCUCCGUCCCCUGUCCUUCCCACCUCCUACCCCACAGUAGACUGAUGCCUUCUGGCUUUGUACUACAGAUUCAGGGCAACACUCCUCUUACAUAAAGCUGAGUCUAGAAAGAGUAUCUGCAAGAACAGAUUGUGACAGACUGCAUUUAGAGGUCUGAACCACUUUGAGGAAGGUAACCAGGAUAGUCACAUUUAAUCUGUCAACCUGUACUUGGUAUGUUUAGCUUGGAAAAGAAAAGACAGGAGGCACAGGAAAGCUAUAGCCAAAUAUUUACAAAGCACAUACCAUCACUAGGUCCUGGGGAUAAGAGUAUUGAACAUGACAUGGUGAGUUUCCUGCAUCACGGAGAUUAUAGUCUAGUAAGGAAGAUAGACAUUAAAUGAAAUACUGAAAGUGGUUAAGUAAAGGUGCUGCAAUAGAAGCUUUGCCUGUGAUGGGAACCAAAAAGAGGACAGGAAAAGCUUCUUUGAGGAAGUGGUGUUUAAACAGAAAUUCAAAGAAUUAAUAGGAGUUAGCCAGAGAGGAUAAUCCAAUUAUGUGCAAAGGUUUUGUGGUGCAACAGCUUGGAAUGGUAGUGACAUUUGCAAGUCUAGUUGAAAGAAAAAGUGGGAAAGGGAAAGGAGAGGGUUGGAUAGGUAAGCAGGAACCAGGUAUUUUAGUGCCUUAGAACCCAUGUUCUAGAUUUCAGAUUUUGUUUGAAAGUCAACCUAUUGAAGGCUCAAAAGUAAAUCUUGCAUAUGUCAUAAGUUGCCAUGUGUAAGUAAAAAAGGGCAUAGGCAUGAUGUUGAAGACUACUAAAUAGACCCAACCGUGUGAUGGCUGGUUGGCUAGGUGAAUGGAUGACACUAAAGGUGGGCUGAGAUAAAUUCUUGGUCAUUGGAGUUGUUCAGGUAUCCAAGUGGGAAAUCAAACAAAUGGGUUUUUUGGCCUAGAUUCUCUUUGAGACAUCAUAUAUUAUUGAGAUUUACAAUACCUUGUAUUUGAUCAUAAAUAUCACUACAAAUAAUAGUUUCCCUUAUCUAAAAAUUAUCAAAUUCUCAUUACAGCUCCUCAAGGUAGGAAUAACUCCCACUUUACAAAUGAAGAAUUGAGUCCCAGAUUAAUAACUUUCCCAAGGUAACAAGGUUAGUAAUAGUUGAACCCAGAUCUAUUAUACUCUCAAAGAUCUCAUAACAGCUACUAGUAUAAACAAAGUUUCUAUACAAACUAGCACACAAAUAUGGUAAUUAAUAGGCAUUUGAUGAGUGAACAAUUUAGUCUGGAAUAGAUAUCUGGAAUUCUUCUAGGGGGACUUUACAUUCACUUAAAAAUAUUUUAAUAUGUGCUAUGUACCAAGCACUAGGGAUAAAGUCAAUAAAAUGGACAUGGUCCCUGUCUUUCUUGAAUUUACAAUAGAUGAGAAAAACCUGUAUUACACCAAAAAUGACACAAAUCACUAUGGUCGUGUUAAGUGCUUUGAAAGUAAAGUAUUAGGUGCAUUGUAACGGGGAUCUAAUUGAGUGUGGGGAGUCUUACAUUUUUCAGCUGUCACAUCCCUAUCUUUCUCCAAAAAGUUUCUUGUUAUCAUUCUCUGGUUUCUUACCUAUGUUUUUAACCUGUUAUAGUCAAAUCCCAAGCCUUUUCUGAGUAACUUUAGCCCUUAGUAAAAAGGAUUCUGGCUAUAGUCAAUUGCUAGCAGACUAUGGGCUUAACAUCCAUAGCAGUCACUCCUAAAUUACUUCUCCCCGACACAAGUACUAUAUUUCCAACAGCAUUGUAGACUCCAUUUUCUGGAAGUGUCUCUGACACCUCAAGCAACUUAUCAUACCGCCUCUUCCUGGAAGAACAAAACAGUUAUUCCUUCCCCACCCAGCUUCCCUAUUCCUGUUGUUUCAGUCAACCACAAUGAACAACUUGGAGUAGCACCAGACAAUAUUUUCUAAAAAUCAUUCGUCAUAACUGAUCCUUUCUUUCCUUAUUGUGCCCCUCCCCACUUGGUGCAAACUCUCUUGUAUUCUUGCUGUGUGUGAACUAUCUUUUUCCAUGUAAGCUUUUGGAGGACAGAUCAUACAUUCUAUGUUUUCAUAUCGCCUUGCUGAGAAAAUAGGUACUAAUCAGUAAAUAACUGAUUUGAUAACACACCAAAUAGAUUUUAGUGCAACAUGCUGUUUACAAGUGUUUAGAAAAUGAUGCCAUUUUUUCCCCUGAUAUAAAUUGUUGAGGUGGAAUGCCCUUCUGUAAAAAGAUAAGCAAAAUGAGGAUCAAAUGUGAAAAGUCUUCCUAAAGAUCACAAUUUCUUAAACAAUUAUAACACAUGAAAAAAGGGGAUGCUACAAAAUGAUCCAGUUAUGAUCUCUCUCCACAUUUACCAGGUAAACUAUUCACUCUUUAGUAAAGCCCUCUCUAAAUCCUGUCUUCUCAGAUGUCCACAUAGUCUCAAUUGUCUCAUUUUUCAUGUGAAAAUAUUGUGCAUUCAAUGGAUUGUUGGAAAUUAUCUAUACACUGUCCAAGAAGGUAACCACUAGCCACACAUGGUUUCUUAAAUUUAAUUAAAAUUAAAUAAAAUGUAAAAUUCAGUUCCUCUGCCACAGUAUACACAUUUCAAGUGACUAGUAGCUACCAUAUUGGACAGGAUGUAUUUCCAUCUUUGUAGAAAGUUCUAUUGGACAGUGCUGUGCUAGAGCUCGGACUUGUCAAGAUCAAUGAAAACAAUAUGACCAAACUGAAAACGCAGGCAGUCAGUUCCUGGUUGGUUUUGAGUGAGAAGGUUCACUGGGUGAGUGGGAAGCAAGCGGAUUUUGGGGACGGUGACAUCACAAAGCACAGCUCACAGGGGCUCUAGAACACCUGGGUUCCCAGGCCACUUUCCUUAACUCAUAUUUAGGGUCCUGAAGACUCUGAACAUGUAGCUCUGGAGCUGCUGUCUUAUUAAAAUGCCAACAUCUUCACCUUCAUCUUCUAUCUGGGACAUCAUAGAUUAUGCCUCUCUGAGCUCAAUAUGGAAUUGGCUCCAAGCAACUUUUCUGGGACAGACUAGUGUGGCUCAGCAAACAAAUCUGGGGCUAAUAGAUAAUCUUGCUCCGGCUCUGCAAGUUGCCCUCGGGAUUUUCUUUCUUAUUUUCUUGGCAGUAGGACUAUAUGCCUUAUGGAAACGAAGUGUUCGGUCAAUCCAGAGUCUGUUGUUGUUUGUAAUCACACUCUACAAACUUUACAAGAAGGGCUCAGAGUUUUUGGAGGCUUUGCUGGUCAACCCAGAAGGGAUUCAUCUCCCAGUUCAAGACAAAAGUAUCCUCCUGUCCUUGGGUCUGCAAGAGAAAAUUCUGAAACAACUUCAGAUGGUGGAAAGCAAAGUGAAGAACCUGGAGGGGAUGAUAAUUUCUCAAAAACCUGCCACGAAGAGGGAUUGCUCCUCUGAGCCCUACUGCAGCUGCUCCGACUGCCAGAGUCCCUUGCCCACAUCAGGGUUUACUUCCGCAUCUGAAAUCUGAUGGACUCGUCUUUCCCAGACAAGCGCCGUUUCCCUUAUGUGUGCGGUGGUGUGCCAAUAAAGGUAGAGAACUGUAUUGAAAUUACCCUACAAGGCCUGGCUCUCUAUUCAGUAAGGGCCCAACUUUUUCUUGUGUGUUGGGGUAAUAUUGGGAAGGGUGUUGGUUUAAAAUGUCUCUGGGAUUGUGGUGCCCGCUCAGCAGGCUGGAGACCCGAAUCUAGGGAUUGGGAAAAGAAGGGAGAGUGGUCAUGGAUAUGGCCUUCAGCUCCAUACCAAAGAGGUUGGGUUGAAUGUAAUGAACAGCAAGAAUGUGCCGUUGAAGGGCGAUGCUGUGGACUGUCCUGUAGAGGUAGGCUGGCCCUUGUGCUGGUCUUGGGUAUAAAUGAACUAUUUGGCCCAGGAGUUUCCCUGCAUUAAUUACUCAGAAGUGGGCAAGGGUUGGGGUGGACAUAAAGGAGACUGUUUAACUUUAUCCAUCUUUUGCUGAUACUUCCUCUGUGCUGAGCAGUGUGAUAAUUCUUGGGAAUCUGUCCCGAGUGUUUCAGGAGCUCUCAGUUUGGCUGGCUGGACAGGUAAUUUCAGAACUUGACUUUAGGGGAACUCUCAUGUGAAUCCAGUUUGGCAGCGCCUUGGCACACUCAGUUGUUUAGGGCAUCAUCCCAAUGUGCCAAGGUUGCAGGUUUGGUCCCGGUCAGGGCACAUACAAGGAUCAACACUAUGACACAAUUUUCACAAGUAUGGGGAGAUGGUAGCUAAUCUUUAUUGGGCAAGCCGGGCACAUUGCUAAGAUAUUUACAUGAUUUUUCUUAUUUGGUCCUCACAAUAUGAGGAAGCAAAUACUAUUAUUCUCAUUUUACUGAUCGGAAACUGAUGGACAGAGAGGUUAAGCAACUUGCUAACAUAUGGUACAGCUAUGACCGGGACUCGAGCAGCCUGACUAAAUGUGCACUCUUAGCCACAAAGUUUGGAGCUUCUGUGAGAUUUUGGACCAACUGCAGCAGGCUGGCUGGACCUAGACAGAUGAAGACAAGAAGACUGAAGAGGGCAUAGCAAUGACAGACCAAGGGAGAGAGAAUUUUGAAAAAGUGUUUAUCCUCUCAUAUUUUAAGUUAAUAUCUAAAAGUUUUCAUCAUUCAUUUAAAUAGUUGCAAUGGAGCCCUAGCUGGUUUGGCUCAGUGGAUAGGGCGUGGGCCUGUGGAUUGAAGGGUCCCGGGUUCGAUUCUGGUCAAGGGCACGUAUCACAGUCGCAGGCUCCUACCAGGCCUAGGCCCUGGUCGGGCCUCAUGCAGGAGGCAACCAAUCAAUGUGUUUCUCUCACAGUGAUAUUUCUGUCUUUCUCUUCUCUCUCUAAAAAUCAAUGGAAAUAUCCUCGAUUAAAAAAAUAGUUGUAAUGCAUGUAAAUUCUGGCAAAUUAUAAAUAAUGACAAUUUAAGAUAAAAUUGUAAAAUUACUUUUUAUAAUGUAUCCAACAGAAUCCACAUAACAACUGAAUAACCACUAUCAUCCAUUUAAAAUUACACAAAUAAGCUCUUUAAUAUUUGUCAUUUCUACAUUUUCUUU